Arabidopsis arenosa is the source of this 937-nucleotide messenger RNA. Lineage: Eukaryota; Viridiplantae; Streptophyta; Magnoliopsida; Brassicales; Brassicaceae. The record is from the annotation of a GenBank genome assembly.
UGCACAGUUUCCAUCUUUCUUUCAGUCAGACUAAACUAACGAUGUCUUUGAUUAAAAACUCUUGUCUAGAACCAGAAUCCAAAAGGGCAACAUUAAACUGCGGUCACUUCUUCGUCCGUUACGGAAUCUGCUGUAACUGCAGAUCGACGGUAGAUAGAGAGUACGGCCGAGCAUUCGACUAUCUCGUCCAUGGUUUACAAUUAAGCCACAAAGCCGUUGCGGUUACAAAGAGCCUUACUACACAAUUGGCUUGUCUUAACGAGAGAAAGCUUCAUCUAGUCCUUGACUUGGACCACACGCUUCUCCAUUCUGUUAUUGUUUCACGACUUUCCGAAGGAGAGAAGUAUCUGUUGGGAGAAUCAGAUUUAAGGGAAGAUCUUUGGACACUCAACAGAGAGAUGUUGAUUAAACUUCGACCUUUUGUUCACGAGUUUCUGAGAGAAGCCAACGAGAUUUUCUGCAUGUAUGUCUACACGAUGGGGAAUCGUGACUACGCUCAGGCUGUGUUGAAGUUGAUUGAUCCGAAGAAAGUAUACUUUGGGGAUAGAGUCAUAACAAGAGACGAGAGUGGUUUUUCGAAGACGCUUGAUCUUGUGUUGGCUGAUGAGUGUGGAGUUGUGAUUGUGGAUGACACUCGUCAUGUUUGGCCUGAUCAUGAGAAGAAUCUGCUGCAGAUCACCAAGUACAGUUAUUUCAGAGAUUAUAAUCAGGAGGAGUCAAAAUCUUACGCAGAGGAGAAGAGGGACGAGAGUAGGAGCCAGGGAUCAUUAGCGAAUGUUUUGAAAGUUCUCAAGGAAAUUCACCAAGAAUUCUUCAGCGGCGGAAUUGAGAAAUUAGAUUCAAAGGACGUGAGGCUGUUGCUACAGGAACAACACAUAGCAAUUUAAAUCAAUAUUUGCUCCCAAAACAUAAGCCAUCAUAAACAAAUUUCCCCUUU